Molecule: messenger RNA, 2234 nt
Organism: Gavialis gangeticus (Gharial)
Lineage: Eukaryota; Metazoa; Chordata; Crocodylia; Gavialidae
Gene: GABRA4
Product: gamma-aminobutyric acid type A receptor alpha4 subunit
Exons: 9
Coding region: 19-1680 (553 amino acids)
Biological process (GO): gamma-aminobutyric acid signaling pathway; monoatomic ion transmembrane transport; chloride transport
Cellular component (GO): synapse; dendrite membrane; neuron projection
Molecular function (GO): GABA-gated chloride ion channel activity; inhibitory extracellular ligand-gated monoatomic ion channel activity; transmitter-gated monoatomic ion channel activity involved in regulation of postsynaptic membrane potential
Source: RefSeq, a predicted model, not a curated record
AAAGUAUGGCAUGCCAAGAUGGUUUCUGCCAAGGAGCCAGCGAUCGCGAUGUCCUCGGGGCUCUGCAUCACUUUCGUGCGCUUCCUGUGCCUGGCGGCGUGCCUCAGCGACCCCCCGGGACAGACCAAAAAAGAGGAGAAAUUGUGGCCGGAGAAUUUUACCAGCAUCCUGAACAGUCUCCUGGACGGUUAUGACAACAGGCUGCGCCCUGGAUUUGGGGGUCCUGUUACUGAAGUUCAAACAGAUAUAUACGUCACCAGUUUUGGACCUGUUUCUGAUGUAGAAAUGGAAUAUACAAUGGAUGUCUUCUUCCGUCAGACAUGGGUGGACAAAAGAUUGAAAUAUGAUGGUCCCAUUGAAAUUUUAAGACUUAAUAACUUGAUGGUUUCAAAAGUGUGGACACCUGACACUUUCUUCAGGAAUGGGAAAAAAUCUGUCUCUCAUAAUAUGACAGCCCCAAAUAAACUCUUUAGAAUAAUGAGAAAUGGCACUAUCUUAUAUACAAUGAGACUUACUAUCAGCGCUGAGUGUCCCAUGAGAUUAGUGGAUUUUCCAAUGGAUGGUCAUGCUUGUCCUCUCAAAUUUGGAAGCUAUGCAUAUCCAAUGACUGAAAUGAUUUACACUUGGACAAAAGGACCUGAGAAGUCAGUGGAAGUCCCUAAAGAGUCUUCCAGUUUAGUUCAGUAUGACCUCCUUGGACAUACUGUAUCCAGUGAAACUGUUAAAUCUAUUACAGGUGAAUAUAUUGUUAUGACAGUUUACUUCCACCUCAGACGGAAAAUGGGUUAUUUUAUGAUUCAGACAUAUAUUCCAUGCAUUAUGACUGUGAUCCUCUCUCAAGUAUCAUUUUGGAUAAAUAAGGAAUCUGUUCCAGCUAGGACUGUGUUUGGAAUAACUACAGUUUUGACGAUGACAACGUUGAGCAUCAGUGCAAGGCAUUCAUUGCCAAAAGUAUCCUAUGCCACUGCCAUGGACUGGUUCAUAGCUGUCUGCUUUGCUUUUGUGUUCUCUGCUCUUAUUGAGUUUGCUGCCGUCAAUUAUUUUACUAAUGUUCAAAUGGAAAAAGCCAAAAAGAAGACCGUGAAAUCCCUCCUGGAAUUUCCCAGUACUCCAGUGCAGAAGGAAAAGUGUACGGAAGAGGCACUGAUGAAUACAGAUGCCAAUUCCAAUGUGAGGAAAAGAACAAAUGCCACAGUACAGUUGGAAGGUGAUGGUGGGAACCGAACUGACACAGGAAACAGUUCCAUCCAACCUUCUACUGUAACUCAGGGGUCUUCUGACAUUACACUCCACACUCUUUCAGCAUCAAGUCCAAACCCUUUCAGUCGUGCCAGUGCAACAGAAACAUUGGCUUCUGCAAGAGCUACACCUCCAGCUCCUCCCUCCACCCCAAUUUUAACUGGAUAUAUAUCCCAGCAUGCCACAGCUGGAUCUCCAUCCAUGCAUCAUUUGCUCGGAUCUAGACUGGAGCAGAUUCAGACCACAGCUAAUACUUUGGGAGUGUCUGUAAAGGCGUCUGCUAUAGUUCCUCCUGCUCCUCCAGUCUCCAACUCUGGCACCAGUAAGAUAGACAAAUAUGCGCGCAUUUUAUUUCCUGUUACAUUUGGAGCAUUUAACAUGGUCUACUGGGUGGUGUAUCUAUCCAAGGACACUAUGGAAAAAUCAGAAAGUCUAAUGUAGUUUUGCUGCUAUGUAGUAGUUUCCUAAACUAUAAAACGUUUAAUGCAGGGUUUCUUCUUUUGAAACUAGUUUAAAAAAGAAACCAGUAAUUAUUAUUUUUAAAAAGCUCUGUGCUAGUUUCCCAUUGUAAAGAACAAAUUUAUUGGGCUAAUUAAUUAACUCAUCACAGAGUAAUGGGUGAGAAAAUUGUCCUCCUUUCCUUAAAUGGCAGUGAACCAUCUCCAUUCAAGCAGUAUGUCCUGGUUACAUAGAACUUGCCAUUGGGAAGAAAAGAUAUGGGAAACGACUAGAAUGCAGUGACAUGCAUUUGUGCAGUGAAACAUGCACUGACUUCAGGGGUUAUGCACAGUGAUUAUUAAAAGUCCCUAAGAUUCCCAGCAGCACUGCCUUGAUCCACCACUGCGUUCUCCAAUAUGAUUGUAGUACCUGUUUUCUGAAUGUUUUUAUGGCACUGCUGGAAAGGGAUUUUUCUCUACUAAGCUAAAGGUAAUGGGAAAAAGAGUGCUAGAAGAAGAAAAGAGAUCCCUCCCUCUGAGGGUGAGUUAUGCAAAGGA